Fusarium venenatum is the source of this 921-nucleotide messenger RNA. RefSeq lists its product as uncharacterized. NCBI's taxonomy places the organism in Eukaryota, Fungi, Ascomycota, Sordariomycetes, Hypocreales, Nectriaceae. Gene Ontology annotation, cellular component: nucleus. The record is from RefSeq and is a predicted model, not a curated record.
AUGACGCGAGAUAUCCUCAUUGUGGGCGCAACAGGUCAACAGGGAAAGGCCACCAUUAAUGCCCUGUUCAAUACCCUCGAUCAAUCUCCUCAACACAAUACCCGCAUUCUAGCAUUGACAAGAUCCAUUUCAUCACCCAAAUCCCAAGCCCUUGUCUCAAAAUACCCCAGUAUCGUCCUUGUUGAAGGCAACACGCAAACACCAAAACCAAUUUUCGAAAAGUUUGCUUCCAUCGCGUCCAUAUUUAUCGUCACGGUCCCGCCCGACGAUGAGGCGCAGGCUAUCCCGCUCAUUGAAGAAGCUACUUCCGAGGCCUCACAAGUAGAUCACAUUGUCUUCUCAAGCGUUGAUCGAGGAGGUGAUGAAGCCAGCUGGUCCCAUCCAACAGAGAUUCCUCAUUUCGCCGCCAAACAUCGCAUUGAGCAUAGACUACGAGAAUUAUGUGAACAGACUGGAAAGCGAUGGACUAUUCUCAGACCGACUGGGUUCAUGGAUAGCUACAACCCGGGCUUCUUCGGUAAGAUGAUGGCUUCGCUAUGGGCAGAGGGCAUGCCCAAGGACAGGAAGAUGCAAUUAAUCAGCACCCAUGACAUUGGUCUCUUUGCAGCGAAAGGACUUUUAGAUCCGGACAGUUGGGCUGGAAAGGCACUUGCUCUGGCAGGUGAUGAUCUGUGCUUUUCAGAUGUUGAACGAAUGUUUAGAGAAGUGGUUGGAGAAGAACUUCCACAAACGUACAAGGCAGUUUCUUGGCCGAUUUUGUGGUUAGUAAAGGAUGCAUCUCAAAGUUUUGAGUGGUUUAGGACGGCUGGAUGGAAGGCAAACAUAGAUGAUCUUCGACGGAAAGAACCUGGUUUACAGGACUUCAAGACUUGGCUAAGAGAGUCCAGUGCAUGGAAAUUGCAAGAUAGCUUGCAAAGAUGA